Messenger RNA from Suillus bovinus, 363 nucleotides. RefSeq lists its product as uncharacterized. The annotation marks the transcript as partial. The transcript has a single exon. The record is from RefSeq and is a predicted model, not a curated record. Lineage: Eukaryota; Fungi; Basidiomycota; Agaricomycetes; Boletales; Suillaceae.
UUGCGGUGUAGGCUGUAUUCCUCAUCGUGGGGUAAACCUCGCCAGGUCACCAUGUUAACACGAUGCUCUGAUCGCUCGCGCAGCGGGAAGCGCUUUCCUGUUCCUGAGAGCCUCCUAGAUUGUGCAACUGUGCAGCCAUACGUGCAUAACUGCCUUGUCACCCUGCAUGAAGGAAGACAUGUAUAUCGGUUUUGCGUUUUCUUCAAGCGGCACUGUCGUCUGAGAGCCAAUCCACUUCUCAGCAGCAUUAACCAUGUAUUCCGAGGAGAUGCAGUGGUCAUGAGGAUUGGUUCUGGUGCCGGCUCUGUUGUGAACAUGCGAAGCAGGGACAAUUCACUUGCAGACUUCAUCAUGCAUCGGUAA